This is a messenger RNA of Erythranthe guttata (spotted monkey flower), 1314 nucleotides long. NCBI's taxonomy places the organism in Eukaryota, Viridiplantae, Streptophyta, Magnoliopsida, Lamiales, Phrymaceae. The record is from RefSeq and is a predicted model, not a curated record.
UUUCAUAGGUUUUAUUGAAAAAGAAAUGCAAGUGGAUGGAUUACUCAGCCUACUUGUUUAUGAACGGAGAUAUAUAUAAAGAUCUUCAUCUGCCGGCGUUGAUUUUAGCCGGGUGCUUUGUUUCUGUAGCAUUAGUCCUUUCUCUUCUCCUCACUUUCCAACAUCUCCGAUCCUACACUAAUCCUCCGGAGCAAAAAUGGAUUGUUGCUGUUAUUUUCAUGGUUCCAGUUUAUGCCACAGAAUCUAUCUUAUCGUUGUGGAACGCAAAGUUAUCGCUUGCUUGUGAUAUAUUGCGGAAUUGCUACGAAGCGUUUGCCCUGUAUGCAUUCGGGAGCUACUUGAUUGCGUGCCUCGGUGGCGAACUAGAAGUCUUGAACUUGCUUGAAGACGAGGCGGAUAAGCAAAUUAACGAGCCGCUGCUGGAAGGCCGGAAAGAUAAUCCCUCUCCGUCGGAACAGAAAACAUUUCGUAACUUCAUUCUCCGACCAUGUGUGCUCGGAAAGGACUUGUUCGCAAUUAUAAAAUUUGGUCUAGUGCAAUACAUGAUUCUCAAGACUCUUUGUGCUCUAUUAGCAUUUGUGCUGGAGCUAUGUGGAGUUUAUGGUGAUGGAGAAUUUAAGUGGUACUACGGAUACCCGUAUAUUACGAUAAUUUUGAAUUUCAGCCAGAUGUGGGCAUUGUACUGCCUCGUUCAAUUCUACAACGUGACUCAUCGAAAACUCGAACCAAUAAAACCACUCGCUAAGUUUAUUAGCUUUAAAGCAAUUGUAUUCGCCACGUGGUGGCAAGGCGUAGGCAUUGUUUUAUUGUGCACUUUUCGAGUCCUACCAAAGGAAGGGAAAUUUCAAACCGGUCUUCAGGAUUUUAUGAUUUGUAUCGAGAUGGCGAUUGCAGCAAUUGCUCACAUAUUCGUCUUCUCUGCAAAACCCUAUCGUCAUUAUUUCGUAGCGGCUUCCCACUAUGGAGAAGUGACCACUCACCAAGAAACGAAAGCUAUGGUCAAUAUAGAAGAAGGAGAUAAAGACAAGCCAGCACUUCUCGAAAAGAAAGAAACGGAGGUCAAGGCCCCCGGAACUAAUAUUAAAGAAAGCGUGCAAGAUAUUGUCGUCGAAGGCGGUCAAAAGGUUGUGAAAGACGUGGUGCUGACAAUUAACCAAGCAAUCGAGCCGGUACACGAAGGCAUGACGAAAAUCCAAGAAACCUUCCACCAAAUAUCAGUGUCCGAUGAAACCAAAGACGAGACAGAAGUCAAAGUCGAAGAACACGAACAAAAUAUCACUACAGAGCAUGAAGUGUAACUAUAUAUAUAUUUAU